Mycena citricolor is the source of this 1667-nucleotide messenger RNA. The record is from the annotation of a GenBank genome assembly. Lineage: Eukaryota; Fungi; Basidiomycota; Agaricomycetes; Agaricales; Mycenaceae.
AUGCCGAAAAUAGCUCACUAUCACCCUCUUGAACUGCUUUCUUCCCUGAUCUUCUCCAACGGUGUCCGAGCCCAGCUCGUAACACGAUUCGAGGACUCGCGAUCUAGGAGAGCCGCGCCUUCGCUGGCAUCAGCCUCGUGGAUUUGGGCGCCCGGGACGAACGGCACAGCCAAUACCAGCGCCCAUACCGUCGCAUUCACCAAACAACUGGUCUCGCCCUCCGCUCUACUUGCAACCAACGCGACAAUAACUUUCGGAGCUGUCGCCGUCGGCGCUGCGACACUGUGGAUCAACGACCAACCCAUCGGCCAGCUGCUUCCGAACACCACGGAGGAAUUCACUGUCGUGCGAGCUGCACUCAAUGCGAGCAUCAACGUCGUCUCUGUGUUGAUCCAGAAUGCACAUUACUCUGCUGCAGAUCGGCCGGGAUUCGUCGCCUCGAUCCAGGUCUCAUAUGCUGGGGCAGGUCUGUCCAGCACAGCCGUGUCAGACGCCAGCUGGCUCGCGACCUCAAACGUGCAGAUCGGCUUCCCUGCCGCCGUGAACACAAAUCUCCUGCCGGCUGUGAUUACCGCACCCUUCUUGAGGGACGUUUCUCCCGUAGAAUCCUCCGACCCUCCGUGGGCUGGCAGCUCUUGGUUGUGGACGACGGCAGGUGCUGAAAUAACGCCGAUUCAGGGACGGCCGGGUUUCGCAGGAGUUCGUCAGCCCCGAUGGGAAGACACCUCAACUCUUGCGGGGCCUGAUUGCGAGCGACAACGCAUUCUCGUUCUAUGUGAACGGCAUCUUCGUCGCUGCGUCGCCGUUCAAUCCCAGCUCUGUAAACCAAACCUCGCUGGCGCUUUUGCAGUCCUGGAGUACGCUCAAGCGGUGAAAAGCCCGCUCAACUCGUCGACAGUUGUCCUGGACGUGAUUGUGGAUAAUUACCCCCAGAUUGGCACCACUAUCAACGCCGCAGGCUUUGCUGCGAGCUUCCAGCUUGUGUACGCGGACAGCAUCAGCGAUUCACUGUACACGAACGCGUCCUGGUCAUGCGGCCAGAACUUCAGCAGCGACGGGGACUUUGUGACCACGCCGACUGCUUCGAUGCACUCUGUGGCUGUGCUCGGUCCUUUUGGAAUGGGACCCUGGGGGCAGCUGUUUGCCGUGUCCGACGUCCUCGCAGCCGCCGCUGUUCCCCGAAUCACAGCCACUCCCAGCGCUUCGGCGGCUCCAGCGACCAGCAAGCCCCGGUCUUACAACAGGACAGUGGUGAUUGUAUGUGUCGUUGUUUCUGUCAGCGUUGCUGCUGCGGCCGUCAUUGCUUUGCUCUAUCGACGUCGGUCUCGCACUGGGCCGACAGUGACCCCCUAUUCGGCACUUGCCAAUGGAGCGGACGACGACCUGCAGGGUGUCGAGCUCACCUCGUCUGUGGUGACCCCGUAUCGGAAGACCUACGCCCAGUCGUCCAUCCACUCGCCGCUGCCGCCCCCGUAUUCGUCGGCAUCCGGUCCGGCUGCUCGUAGCGGCAAGCCCGCAUCGCGGCUGAGGACGCCGCCGUGAAUGUCAUUUGCGGAAUUGUAUAUUUUGUCUUAAAUAUUGUACGUACUUACAGCCAUGUAAUUGUUAGUUCUUACGACCAAUCUGGAUACAUACCCCGGAGGCAUCGUCCCCGGCAUCACCUCUCC